AUGGGGCUAUCUCUGGUUUUGUUUUGCGGGGCCAUUGCCGGAAUCUCGGGGUUCCUUUUUGGCUAUGAUUCCGGGGUCAUGACCACGACUAUUGCACAGGAACAGUUCCUCCAGCAGUUUAAUCCAACAUCGUCCAUGAUGGGGACAAUUAUCGCAAUCAUGCAAGCUGGGGGCUUUUUUGGCUGUCUGACAGCGGGGAAAUUAUCAGAUUUAUGGGGAAGGAAGAAAGCAAUUAUGUUCGGCUGUGUGUUCGUGGUGGUCGGCGGCGCUCUCCAAGCUGCGGCAUAUCACACCGCCAUGCUCAUAACCGGACGCUUUAUUACUGGCUUCGGUGUUGGAUCCCUGACCAUGACCGUGCCCGUGUAUCAGGCGGAAAUUUCACCACCUAAAUGGCGAGGGACUAUUGUCGGCUGUCAGCAACUGAUGCUAGCUAUGGGGAGCGCCACUGCCAACUGGACUGGGUAUGGUUUCAGCUUCGUGAACUCCUCGUUCCAAUGGCGCGUGCCACUCGCUCUACAGGUCGUUCCAGGAAUUGUGCUUUUCGUUGGCUCCUGGUUUCUUCCCGAAUCUCCACGGUGGCUUGUGGAGCGCGACGCACUGGAUGCUGCGUUACAUGUAGUACAGCGCCUGAAUCCUGACAAGCAGAACCCGAAUUCGGCUUACACCGAGUUCCGGGAGAUUGUGGAGCAGAUCAAACAAGAGAAAGCACACGCCUCGGAACGUAGUUACCUCCAGAUCUUCCGGCGAAAGGCAUGGAGGAAUCGACUCCUCCUAGGGGCCGGCAUCUGGCUAAUGCUGAAUCUGACUGGGAUCAAUGUCAUCAACUACUACUUGACUCAAUUUUUCACUUCUCUCGGAUAUGGAGGCAGACGAGCAAUUUUCCUGACAGGAGUCUACGGCUCUGUCGGAGCCGCUACCACCUUUAUAGUCCUGUUCUUCGUACAUCGCCUCAGCAGGAGAACUCCCCUGAUGAUAGCGAAUAUCUCACAAACAGCCACGUUGAUAGUGAUGGCAGGACUCACAGAGGCAUCGGAACUGGGAGUAAGUGGGCAGAUUGGGGGCGUUGCAAUGAUCUUUUUAUUCUUUAUCAUUUACUGCACCACUUGGGGUCCAUUGUCAUGGGUGUAUGCGUCGGAGAUUUUCCCAACACAAAUCAGAUCGAAGGGAUAUUCGAUGGCCAGUGCGGUCAAUUGGUCAGUAACUCUUUUGUUCAAUCAAACAGGUCCGAUUGCCUUGGAUCACAGUGGAUGGAAGUUUUACUUCCUUUUCGUGGCCACGAAUUUUGUUUCAGCUCUCAUUCUGUUAUUUCUCUAUCCGGAGACAAGCGGAAAAUCUUUGGAGGCAAUAGACUCGCUAUUCGACGAACAUAAUGCAAUGCAUAGGUCCACGUCAGAGGCAAACGAGGUGAGAAGGACAAGUAUCGAAUUAGAUGUGAAAGGUUAA
Aspergillus ruber CBS 135680 is the source of this 1443-nucleotide messenger RNA. RefSeq names its product sugar porter family MFS transporter. The transcript is spliced from 7 exons. Bases 1 to 1443 code for a protein of 480 amino acids. Gene Ontology annotation, molecular function: carbohydrate:proton symporter activity. Gene Ontology annotation, cellular component: membrane. Gene Ontology annotation, biological process: carbohydrate transport; transmembrane transport. Lineage: Eukaryota; Fungi; Ascomycota; Eurotiomycetes; Eurotiales; Aspergillaceae. The record is from RefSeq and is a predicted model, not a curated record.